Molecule: messenger RNA, 1257 nt
Organism: Naumovozyma dairenensis CBS 421
Lineage: Eukaryota; Fungi; Ascomycota; Saccharomycetes; Saccharomycetales; Saccharomycetaceae
Gene: ENT5
Product: Ent5p
Exons: 1
Coding region: 1-1257 (418 amino acids)
Biological process (GO): Golgi to endosome transport; endocytosis
Cellular component (GO): clathrin vesicle coat; endosome; plasma membrane
Molecular function (GO): clathrin binding; phospholipid binding
Source: RefSeq, a predicted model, not a curated record
AUGGAUUCAUUAUCAAAAAAGAUUCAAAAUCUAGGUAUCCACGAUAUCCGUAACGCGGCCAGAUUUGCACAAAACGUCAUAGUCCAAUAUGAACCAUACCAAGUUGAUAUAAGAAGAGCCACCAACACUGACGCGUGGGGUCCCACUCCUAAACAUUUACAAAAAGUUUUAAGAAAUAGAUAUCAAGUACCAUUGUAUCUGAUGGUUGAAUAUACUUUGAAAAGAUUAGUGGAUCAUAUCGCUGUUAAACCUAAAAAUUUCUAUGAAAGAGCUAGAAAGGAAUAUGUGAAUUAUGGUGCUGAAUGGAGAGUUGUAUUGAAAUGUUUGACUGUUGUUGAGUAUUUAAUGUUGAAUGUCGAUGAUGGGGAUGAACUGAAUCAAGUUGUAAGGUGCUUGGAUACUCAUAAACAUAUAUUGACUAGAGAGAUUCCUAUGUAUAAAGUUGGGUUUUCUAAUGAUGGGAAGAUGGAAAUUCAUGAACGUGGGAUUAGAAAGAAAGGUGAAGAUAUUUUGCAAUAUUUGGAAGAUCCUUCAUUUUUGAAACAAGAACGAUUGAAGAAUAAGAAAAAUGCUAUGAAAAUUCGACAGCAAUCAAAUGCAGUUAUUUCUCAAGCUGCAAAUAUUUCUGCUCCAUCAGGGACUUCUUAUAAUGCUAACGAUAUGGAUCAAAAUGCAUUUGGUGAUGAUGGUGAUUAUGAUGAAGAACAUGAAACAGGUAAAGAUUUCGAAUUCGAUUUGGAGUCUGAAGCUAACAUUGGUCAAAGACCUCCUCAACGUCAAUUGUCAGCUCGUGAAGAACAAAGAAAACAAAGAAGAGAAAUUUUAAGGCAAAGAAUAAAGAAUUCAGAACAACAACACAAACAACAAACUGCAAGACAUAGUACUGCAGCAAAGAAGACUAAUCCAGUUCCUGACUUGUUAGAUUUUGAUGAUUUGGAACCAGCUAGUCCUUCAAAUAAAACAGAUACUAUUGUUAAAGAUAAAGCUGAAGCUGGAGAUGAAGAUGAAGAUGACGAAUUUGGUGAUUUCCAAAGUGAUGCAAGUCCUUCUCCUGCUAUAAAUAAACCCGUAGGAACAACGGCUUCUACAAAUACUAGUAGUAAUUUAGAUGACUUAUUGGAUUUUGGAAGUAGUUCUAAUAGUACCACUUCAAAACAAAAUACAACAAUUACAUCUUCCUCUAAUACCACGAACAAAAAUAAUGGUCAAAAGGAUGCAUUCGAAGAUUUAUUUUCUUACUCUAAAUCUUUGAUAUAA